Caenorhabditis auriculariae is the source of this 309-nucleotide messenger RNA. The record is from the annotation of a GenBank genome assembly. NCBI's taxonomy places the organism in Eukaryota, Metazoa, Nematoda, Chromadorea, Rhabditida, Rhabditidae.
AUGGAGAAGAAAAAGAAGAAGAAGAAGAAGCUUCUUCUCCUUGGUUGGUCGGUCAAACGGCGGCGGUCAACAGCCGCUGCAUUUGCUCAAAGAGAAUGGUCCAUUGGGCUCGCCGCCGACCUGUCUCUUUUCUUUUCCUUUUCCGCCAACCCCGCUCACACCAUUUUUGAUUUGGAUCGGAAGCGGCCACUCGAGGUCUUUGAAGAGCACCGCUCAGUUUCCGGUGGUCCUCUUUUUUCUUGUUUUUUCUUCAAGUUUAUGACAGCGAUCCACGGGAAAAACAGCCGCGAACGAACGAUUUACGGAUGA